This is a messenger RNA of Girardinichthys multiradiatus, 3436 nucleotides long. RefSeq names its product cannabinoid receptor 1 (gene cnr1). The record is from RefSeq and is a predicted model, not a curated record. The coding region runs from base 320 to 1882 and encodes 520 amino acids. Gene Ontology annotation, cellular component: membrane. NCBI's taxonomy places the organism in Eukaryota, Metazoa, Chordata, Actinopteri, Cyprinodontiformes, Goodeidae. Gene Ontology annotation, biological process: G protein-coupled receptor signaling pathway. Gene Ontology annotation, molecular function: cannabinoid receptor activity. The transcript is spliced from 2 exons.
AUACGUGUUCGUUGUCGUAUGGCUUCCUCCUUUGCGCCAUGAAGCGAUUGACAGCUUCAUGGGCUGGGCAGACAAAGCUCUAUAUAUGAAAACACGUGACAGGGCUCGGAGAAGCUACGCCUCAUAAGAGUGAAGACACAAAGAAAAAGGUUGGAGAGACGCUGGAGGCAGCAGCAGGACCAAUAGCUCCAACCUGUUUCCACAGAAAAGGAGCGCACCCCAAGAGCGACAACUUCGACUUCCACAAAAAACUUUUGCUUCACAACUAAUUGAAAACAAAUAGGAAAAAACUAAAUAAUUCUCUGUUUUUACCUAAUGUAUGCGCGUUGGCUGUUUUUCCUUUAAUCUAAUAUUUUUGGUCGUUUCUGGCUCGGAUUUACGCACGGCGAUAGAGGUCGAUUCUGCACACUUGAAAGAAUUAUGUAAGGUUGUCCUGUCAUCUCAGACUGCAGUAUUAUCUUCAGACACAGCCAUGAAAUCUGUGCUUGAUGGGGUGGCGGACACCACCUUCCGGACUAUUACAUCUGGGUUGCAGUAUCUGGGCUCCAAUGAUGCCAACUACAAUGACCCCACCAGUGAUUUGAACUUAAAGGGCAGCUUGUCCAUGCAGAAGCCCCUAUCUGCUUUCCGCAGUAACUCCUUCCCAAACAAGGUACCUACAGAUGAAGAGCUUAUCCUCAAGGGCAUCCCCUUCUCCCCCACCAAUGCCACAGACUUGUUUGGCAACAGGAGCACAUUUAGAGAUGAGACAAACAAUAUACAAUGCGGCGAGAACUUUAUGGACAUGGAGUGUUUCAUGAUCCUGACUCCCAGCCAGCAGUUGGCUGUGGCUGUGAUGUCUCUGACUCUGGGUACCUUCACGGUGCUGGAGAACCUGGUGGUGCUCUGCGUCAUUCUGCAGUCCCGCACCCUCCGCUGCCGUCCAUCCUACCAUUUCAUCGGCAGCCUCGCGAUAGCUGACCUCCUGGGCAGCGUUAUCUUUGUCUACAGCUUUUUGGACUUCCAUGUUUUCCACAGGAAGGACAGCCCUAAUGUGUUUCUCUUCAAGCUGGGUGGAGUCACUGCGUCGUUCACAGCAUCAGUUGGGAGCCUCUUUCUCACUGCUAUUGACCGCUACAUCUCCAUACACCGGCCUCUCGCCUACAGGCGCAUUGUAACACGGACCAAGGCUGUCAUAGCCUUUAGUAUGAUGUGGACACUCUCGAUCAUCAUUGCAGUGCUACCUCUGCUUGGCUGGAACUGUAAACGUCUCAACUCAGUCUGCUCAGACAUAUUCCCCCUGAUUGAUGAAAACUACCUGAUGUUCUGGAUCUUCCUGACCAGUGUCUUGGUUAUUUUCAUCAUCUAUGCCUAUAUAUACAUCCUGUGGAAAGCACACCACCACGCCAUGCGCAUGAUGAGCCGUGCUUCCCAGAAGAGUCUUGUUGUUUACUCAGCAGAUGGAACAAAAGUGCAGACCACCCGCCCUGAUCAGGCACGCAUGGACAUCCGUUUAGCCAAGACUCUGGUGCUCAUUCUAGUGGUGCUGGUAAUCUGCUGGGGCCCGUUGCUUGCCAUCAUGGUAUAUGACCUCUUCUGGAAGAUGGACGAUGACAUCAAGACAGUAUUUGCGUUCUGCAGCAUGCUCUGUCUGCUCAACUCUACUGUCAACCCAAUCAUCUACGCCUUGAGGAGUAAGGACCUGCGGCGUGCCUUCCUUAGCUCCUGCAACAUCUGCCAGAGCAGUGCCCAGCAACUGGACAAUAGCCUCGAAUCGGACUGCCAAAACAGAAAUGCCAACAUCUCUGCCAACAGGGCUGCAGAGAGUUGCGUGAAGACCACUGUGAAAAUAGCCAAAGUAACAAUGUCUGUGUCAACAGAAACGUCUGCAGAAGCUGUCUAAUUAGCCAAUCAGGGGGCGGGAAGUGUAAAUGUCAUCCUCCCUAAACAACCCUAUUUCACAUGAAAAGCAAAAGUUGAGCAUUCAGAAAAGUCCUCUCUGGAAAGUUGUUGACUCUCAUCCUCGCACAGACGUUUUAGUGGCUCCAUAAUUUUAUGUUGGUGUAUGAGUACAUAGUGUGCCAAAGUGCCAAAUGGCAUUGCAAGAUCAUAGAAGGGAUUGCAAAUUGGAAAGGACUCGGAAAGACUUUCAUAAGCAUAGACUUCAUGAUAUCCAGUCAACAAAGGCAUAUUAUAUUUUUGUACUGUGAAUUCAGGUUUUGAAAAACUCUAUCUUCAUUUAUGGGAUAAGGGGCUACUGAAAUUUCUAGGUAGAGAUGUUUUACAGUGUCAUGUAAAACUCGAUCUGUGUCUUGAACCAUACGUAUAACAAUUCAUUCCGCCUUGAUCUCCUGUAGGCUUCAUGUUGCAUAAAGGCAUUUUUGAAACUAAUAAAAAAAAAUUACUUUAGUUAACUCGGAUUGUUUUGUUGCAGAAUUGUAUAAUUUCUGACAUCACUCAGUGAAUGACCAAUGUGUGGAGAGAUCUUGUUUAAGAAAUGACAGGUCAGGGAGAGUAAUUAAACCAUAAAAAAUCAACUCCGACUAAUAAGUGUGAAAUAGAUCUUUGAAAUUUCGUUUUAUCAGUUGUAAAGUGAUUUCUUUACUAGCUGCCUGCUCUUGCAGGGUAAAAUGUCUUUAUUCAGUUAUGUACCUAACAACUGUACAGUGUUUAAUUGCAAAUGAAGUGUUCCAAUUCAGCUAUACAGCCCACUCCACUCAAACGCCAAGCUUUUUUUGUUUAAAGCCUGAAAGAUAAUAAAGUGGAAAAAAAAAAAAAAACAGUGUGCUGGUCACUACUGUUGGAAACUAAAAGGGUUUACGGACUAUAGCUGCUUUUGCCAAAUGUUUAAUUUUUAUUGGAUUCUGCCUUGUAUGUAUGUGUAGUACCUUGUGACUUGGUGAUCUGUUUCCAACCCCAAAGCCUUUCGAUCAUUGCAGUGAUUUUUUUCUUAUUGGUACUGUUGCAGAAAACUAAAGAAACCAAUGCAUGGGGUUGGUGAAGUGGUUUUGGCAUAACUCUAAAUAACAUAGAACAAUCUGAUGUUAAUUUUUCCUUCUCAAAACAAAGAAACAAAGGUCAGUAGCUUGUGACUUAAAUGGAAGUGUGUGUGUGUGAGAACUGUGUGAAGAUCAAAACUGACCUUAAAUACAACAUAGCAAAGAUGUUAUUUUUUUUUCUGAUAGAUGAUGUAGAAGUUUUAAUCUAGAAAUCUCACAGCACAAUUGUUCUGUAAAAAUGUAUCUCGUUGUGAAGUUUUCCAGACAGCUCUUUAUCAGUAUACUUAUGCUGGCUCUUGUAGUUUUAAAUAUUAAAGAUCAAAAUGUCAACUUGUUAAGUGGCUUCUGUACACUGGUGGCAUAAAGAGGAAUUUAUGACUUCAAAAUCACAGUCGAUCAAGUGUUUCUGGUAUUGCUGUGUUAAAACCUUUGAAUAAAGUCGCAGCUGGUGUCAUGUU